AUGCUUCUCUAAUUAUAUGAUGACUUAAGAAAAUAAACAACAGAAGAAAUAGAAAGGGUAAUAUAAAGAAAAGAUGAUAAGUUAAAAUGUAAAUUUGUUAUUAGAUUGAGUAGAAUUGGAAAAAGAAAAAACAGAAUAAGAUAUUAGAUAUAAAGAUGAAUUAUAAAAGAUAAAUGAAGAGUUGAAUAAGCGGAGUCAUUUUAAAGUUGGUUUAAUAUAAUAUUAAGGAUGAAAAAGAAAAUUUGAUAAAGGAAAUUCAUGAUUUAAAAGAGGAAAUGAUAAAAAAGGAUUAUGCUCAUAAGAAAAUAUUAAUUUUUAAUUAAAUCUUAGUAUUAAAGAGUAAUAAGCUUAAGAGUAUAUUAUUGUAUUUUAUAUAUCUUUAGAUAUCAAUUGAUGAAUCAUUAAUAAAUAAUAAAGAGUAAAUUAUGAAAAGAUAGAAAUUAAUAUUUGAAAUCCUACAUUGCAAAUGUAUUCAUAUUUAUAUAAAUUCUACUUAGGAAGUUACAAAAUAGACAAAUAAAAUUGAAAUAAUGAAAUAUCAAAGUAAUACAAAAGUGUAGGAAUUAGAAAUGUAAUUAAGAAAUUUGAGAAAUCUUUUAGAUUAAAGAUCAAAAGAAUUAAAGACUUUUAAAGCUUUAGCCUAAAUGAUUUUAGAUUAGAGAUCAGACAUUGAAUAGUUUGUCCUUUAGACUAUUGAUCAAGUCAAAAAUGAAAUGUAAAUUGAGAAUAAAUUCAAAAGAAUAGUCGCUUACCUGAUAUAUCAUAAAAAUCAUAAAAUUUAGAAUAAAACAAAGUUGAUAUAAAUGAUUUGGAUUUAGAGGAAAAGAAAAGUUGUUAAGGAUACUUUUCUCAAAAAUGAAUUAAGGAAUCCCACCAAUAAAUUGGAAAUCUUAACUUAGUCAUGUAUAUAAAAUUAAUUUAAUAAUAUAGUGUAAAUCUUAAAUAGAUGCUAGUUCAUUUAGUGA
Messenger RNA from Paramecium primaurelia, 965 nucleotides. NCBI's taxonomy places the organism in Eukaryota, Ciliophora, Oligohymenophorea, Peniculida, Parameciidae. The record is from the annotation of a GenBank genome assembly.